AUGGCUACGCCGCCUGUCCGACAAUGGGGUGUUACACCUCCCAUCUCGACCGUCCUGCCUACCAAGGAUGAGCUUUCGGCGAACGACGAUCUCAUUGCCGAGCUCAAGGCCCAGAACAACUUCGAGCUACCGACUGAAACGGAACGGAGAAAACAAGUGCUCCAGUUACUUCAGCGCGUCACAGUGGAAUUUGUGCAAGUCGUCAGUCGCAAGAAGGGUCUGUCACCUGCUGCUGUUGAGGCUUCUGGGGGUAAAAUCUUCACGUAUGGAAGCUAUAGACUGGGUGUAUACGGACCGGGCUCCGAUAUCGAUACCCUAGUCGUUGGACCUAAACAUGUCCUGAUCGAUGAUUUCUUCGCUGAAUUUCCCCCAUCCUCCAAAGAAUGGCUUCCGAAGGAGCCAUUGAAAAAAUGA
Penicillium crustosum is the source of this 414-nucleotide messenger RNA. RefSeq lists its product as uncharacterized. Lineage: Eukaryota; Fungi; Ascomycota; Eurotiomycetes; Eurotiales; Aspergillaceae. The record is from RefSeq and is a predicted model, not a curated record. Gene Ontology annotation, molecular function: poly(A) RNA polymerase activity. Bases 1 to 414 code for a protein of 137 amino acids. Gene Ontology annotation, cellular component: nucleus. The transcript is spliced from 3 exons.